Messenger RNA from Heteronotia binoei (common prickly gecko), 4333 nucleotides. It is a transcript of the gene WDR48, whose product is annotated as WD repeat domain 48. The coding region runs from base 69 to 2102 and encodes 677 amino acids. NCBI's taxonomy places the organism in Eukaryota, Metazoa, Chordata, Lepidosauria, Squamata, Gekkonidae. Gene Ontology annotation, molecular function: ubiquitin binding. The transcript is spliced from 19 exons. Gene Ontology annotation, biological process: double-strand break repair via homologous recombination; protein deubiquitination. The record is from RefSeq and is a predicted model, not a curated record.
CAAGGCGGAACUUCCGGGCCGGCUGGAUCCCUUUCCUCGGACAUGACGACAGAGUGUCAACAUGCAAGAUGGCGGCGCAUCACCGACAGAACACGGCGGGGCGGCGGAAAGUGCAGGUCUCCUAUGUAAUUAGAGAUGAAGUGGAGAAGUACAAUCGGAACGGCGUAAAUGCACUGCAGCUGGACCCAGCAUUGAACAGACUCUUCACAGCAGGCCGCGACUCCAUCAUCAGGAUAUGGAGUGUCAACCAGCACAAGCAAGACCCUUAUAUAGCAUCUAUGGAACAUCAUACAGACUGGGUGAAUGAUAUUGUACUCUGUUGCAAUGGCAAGACUUUAAUAUCUGCUUCUUCCGAUACUACUGUUAAAGUAUGGAAUGCACACAAGGGAUUUUGCAUGUCCACACUAAGGACACAUAAGGAUUAUGUGAAAGCCUUGGCGUAUGCAAAAGAUAAGGAACUGGUUGCGUCCGCUGGGCUGGACAGACAGAUAUUCCUCUGGGAUGUAAAUACAUUAACAGCACUGACUGCCUCAAAUAACACUGUCACAACUUCGUCUCUCAGUGGGAACAAAGAUUCUAUCUACAGCCUUGCCAUGAAUCAGAUGGGAACAGUAAUCGUAUCAGGGUCCACUGAAAAGGUUUUAAGGGUUUGGGAUCCCAGAACCUGUGCAAAGCUUAUGAAACUUAAAGGGCACACAGACAACGUUAAAGCUUUGCUGUUGAAUCGAGACGGCACACAGUGUCUUUCCGGCAGUUCUGACGGGACCAUCAGACUCUGGUCUCUCGGUCAGCAGAGGUGCAUAGCUACUUACAGAGUCCAUGAUGAAGGAGUGUGGGCCCUGCAGGUCAACGAAGCCUUCACUCACGUUUAUUCCGGUGGGAGAGACAGAAAGAUAUAUUGCACGGAUCUGCGGAAUCCUGACAUCCGGGUGCUGAUCUGUGAAGAAAAGGCACCAGUUCUUAAGAUGGAACUCGAUCGAUCAGCAGAUCCUCCUCCAGCACUUUGGGUUGCCACGACUAAAUCAUCUGUGAACAAAUGGACUUUGAAGGGAAUCCACAACUUUAGGGCUUCGGGGGACUACGACAACGACUGCACUAAUCCAAUUACCCCCCUUUGCACACAGCCUGACCAAGUUAUUAAAGGGGGUGCUAGUAUUAUCCAGUGCCACAUUCUCAACGACAAGAGACACAUAUUAACCAAAGAUACAAAUAACAACGUGGCAUACUGGGAUGUGUUAAAGGCGUGCAAAGUAGAAGACCUUGGGAAAGUGGACUUCGAAGAAGAGAUUAAGAAAAGGUUCAAAAUGGUGUACGUGCCAAACUGGUUUUCUGUAGACCUAAAAACUGGGAUGUUGACAAUUACUUUAGAUGAGAGCGACUGCUUUGCAGCCUGGGUCUCAGCGAAGGACGCCGGGUUUAGCAGUCCAGAUGGAUCAGAUCCGAAAUUGAACCUCGGAGGGCUUUUGCUGCAGGCGCUCUUAGAAUAUUGGCCCAGAACACACAUCAAUCCAAUGGACGAAGAAGAGAACGAAAUGAACCACGUGAAUGGCGAGCAGGAGAACAGAGUGCAGAAAGGAAACGGAUACUUCCAAGUGCCACCACACACCCCUGUGAUCUUUGGUGAAGCUGGAGGACGCACUUUGUUCAGGUUAUUAUGUCGGGACUCUGGCGGUGAAACUGAAUCCAUGCUCCUUAAUGAAACUGUGCCACAAUGGGUAAUUGAUAUCACUGUGGAUAAAAAUAUGCCAAAAUUCAAUAAGAUUCCCUUCUACCUCCAACCUCAUUCAUCCUCCGGGGCAAAAACAUUGAAGAAGGAUCGGCUGUCAGCCAGCGACAUGCUGCAAGUCAGGAAGGUGAUGGAGCAUGUCUAUGAGAAAAUCAUAAACCUGGACAAUGAGUCGCAGACCACCAGCUCUUCCAACAACGAGAAAGCCGGAGAGCAAGAGAAGGAGGAGGACGUUGCCGUUUUAGCAGAAGAGAAAAUUGAACUCUUGUGCCAGGACCAGGUUUUGGAUCCAAACAUGGACCUUCGGACCGUCAAGCACUUCAUAUGGAAGAGCGGCGGCGACUUGACCCUCCACUACCGCCAGAAGUCCACGUGAGAGCUGAGCAAGGGGCCCAACCGGUGGCGAAACCUCCUCGACCUUCCCGUUCCGGUUCCAGCUGUAGCGCUCUAGAAGCCCACUGAAACCCCCCUAAGGUAGAGCUGACACUUCUAACUGCCUCAGUGCGGACAGAGUCUACGUUGAACUGAAGUGACUAAUAAAUCUGUAAUAUAGACGAAAUCUCUAUGACCUAAACUAAAAGUCCUGUCCUUAUCAAGGUUCCAAGUGAGAGUGUCAUGCGAAGUGGUUCGUGUUAUGAGGUGUACAGAGACCAGGUGAUGGAUCCAGUGCAGAAUGUUUGCUUCCGUGGGGCUGUUGACUUCCGUUUCUUAUUUCCGGGAUCCAUACUUUUCGUCUGCUCAAGCUUGAUGUGGGAAAAAAAAACAAAAACCCACACGCUUUCCCUCAGCCCUGCUGCUCAUUUGUUCACAAUGUAAAGCCACUGCAUGCGCUGGAACCUCAUCCAUACAUUCCAUGUAUCCCGAACAUCCUUCUCAUCGAAGCAAGUUUGACCCCCCCCCCCCUUCCUCUAGGUCUGUUGUACAGCGGAGCGGGGCAGCCUUCAUCAGACAAGCUGAAGGUUUCACCGAUGCCCUUUAGCCUUGUUGAUACUGUGAGCUCGUAAGAAACCGUCUGGUAUUCAUAGUUUAACAAAGUAGUUGGUGUGGUAACAGGGUCAGUACAAUGGUGCAGUGCAUCAUGAUGGAAUAUUUCAACACCUUUCGCUAGAUUUUUUUUUUUUAAGUAAAUGUAGCUUUGGUAUUGUCCUUUUUUCCCCCUCGAAGGUGAUUUUGCUAGUCCCAGUUCCAAGUGGUUGUACUCCGUAUUUCUGACAACUUGGCAACAAUCUCUAGGAACUUUGCAGUAAAUACUCGUAGUUGCGAUAGCAAAACAAUUUGCAGGUUUUUCUCCCCUCCCACUUUUUUUAUUUGCGCUUUUUUGGGGGGGGGGGGUUAUUUUUUGUCAUUGUUUAGCUUUUCUUUUCCACUGUUUCUAAGACAUUUUACAACUUUUUUUCAUGCACUCAGUAUAGAGAAUUUAAGUUGUUUUGGAAGCUGGGGAAAGGGAUAUUUCAACCCUUGGGCAAGAAACCAUCAAUUGCAACAGGAAAACGAAAGGUUUGACUAGAACACAAGUAAUUAUCCUGAUAUGAUAAUUCUAGGAAAUGGUCCUUUAUCUGAAACAGAAGCACAAGUGCCUUUUGGGGGCAAUAUAGGAAAGGUAUCCACCUACCCCCAAGGUUAGCAUUCUUCCCUUUCUUAUAUAGCAGCACCUAGGAUACAAGCGACAGUCUGAAGUACAUCUUAAUUCUUGUAGUUAUGGGGCAAACUUGAAGGAUAAAAAAGGCCCUGAUUUCAAACGCUAGGUUUGCGAACAGGAUGUGCCCUGUUAUUUAUGAAACUGAGCACUGGGUGGAUGGGGUGGCGUGAUUACUUGCCCGGACCUUUGCCCUGCCCUAGAAGUGCCAGCCUGAGAGGUAGUCCAGAAAUGAAAGCCACCCUAACCCAAGAGAAAAACACAUAUCCAAAGGUUUAUCGAAGAUGGGAUCAUUUUUAAUAGCAGAUGCCUUUUAACCUUUUCUGCUUUAUCAUUUAAAGAUGCUUUGUUGUUUUUUUCCUGAGAACCAGUUCUUCCCCCCCCCCCCCCAAACUGAGCAACUGCAGCCGCCUGCCCUCUUCACUUGUGUUUCCAGAGAAUAUUAACAUCAGCUGCCAUGUGGCAAAGACACAGCAUGAAUUUGCCCUCCAUCGCUAACAGCGAUGCUCAAAGUCUGGUAUUGGAAGGGGGCUGGUAUGCACCUAUUCCACCUUGAACCUAAUUCCACUUGCGAAUCCUGUUUGUGUGUACAAUGAUCUCGUUUGCCACACUUAUGCUAUUCACACUUUCAACGAAGUCUGUGAAUUCAUUGGCUUAACCCAGCUGUACAUUUUUCUCAGUUGUCUUUAUUAAUAGAGGGGGAGUGGAAGUUUGUGCUUUGUUCUUAUACCAGUUCUGGUUUUCUUGCUCUCCUUACAUAUCCAUUGAAAGUGAUUCUCCCGCUUUUCCUCCCUUCCCCCCAGACCACCCCCCCUUUGGUUUUAAAAAUCAGCCGAAGGUUCUAGACUUGUUUCUACAAUCCCAGUUGUGUAGUUUCUGGAAAGGUUGACAAAGGAUCUGUAAUGCCAAAAGGAUGAAUACGUAUUUCACAGUUGUAUAGAAUAAUAAUUAAAAAAAAACUCUUUAGCUAA